Vicia faba (fava bean) is the source of this 954-nucleotide messenger RNA. The record is from the annotation of a GenBank genome assembly. Lineage: Eukaryota; Viridiplantae; Streptophyta; Magnoliopsida; Fabales; Fabaceae.
AUGGAUGCAACAUGUUUUUCUACUAUGGAGAGACUAAGAUUAAUUGGUGUGCAUUUUGAUUGCGUGUCUUUGUUUUGGUCUGAAUUGUUGGAAAGGAAGCCGGUAGAUUACCUAUCCCCAAAAUACCUCAAUAAAACUCUUCCAGAUUUGGUGAGGGUAUCAAAUGAUGGUUUAGUGAUAUUUACUGCUCAGAAAGCAAUAAACCCAAUUGGAUUGGAAAAAGCCGUUGAAGGUAAAGAAAAGGAACAAGAAAACAAUAAGGUGAAAGAAGAGAAGGUUGAAGUUGAAGAAAAGGGCGUGUUAGAGUUGUAUAAGAAAAGCGACAAUGGUGUGAAUGAAGGAAAGGCCACUGAAGGUGAAAAAAAGGGCAUGUUAGAGUUGUAUAAGAAAAACGGCAAUAGUGUGAAUGAAGGAAAGGCUACUGAAGCUGCUCAAAAAGCGCGUGCUACUGCAGUUCUCUCUGAAAAGGGGGGCUUAGUUGUCAAGAAUUUUAUUGCUAUUCUAGAUCCAGUGACAGGUGAGACUGCUGGAGCUUGCUUCGUGGUAAUCAAGAUAAGCGUGGAGAAAGUUUUAACAACCGAGGAGGCUUUAAUAACAGAGGAAAAGGAGGAAGGCAUGGAAGAGGAGGAUGGAGAUUUUUGCGGCAGAGAAAAUGAUUCUGCAGGAGGUCGCCAAAACAAACUCACUCGUGUUGAGUCGUGUUUAAAGUUGAGAUCUGUAUAUUUUGCAACGAAUGUAGAAGGUCUUCCUCCGGAUCGAAUUGUUCCGACUGUGGGAUUGAAUAUUGGUUGGAUUGAAGUGGCAAAUAGAAAACUUGUGUUCUGGGACCUGGGAGGCCAGCUUGGUCUUCGCUCAAUCUGGAAGAAAUAUUAUGAAGAGGAACACGCUGUAGUAUUUGCUGUAGAUGCAUCUUGUCCCUCACGAUUUGAAGAUUCAAAGUCUUCACUUGGUUAG